CGUCUUGAAGGUUGAAAGAGCUCGAAUCAAUGGAGAAAGUUGCUGCCACACGAUUCUUGAUUUGCAGUUUAUUUGCUGUACUUUGUUUGUUUUCUUACCCAGCAAAUUCUUCAGAAGUCGAGGAUGAAAGGGAGUUUAGUUACGACGAAGACGAAGACACAGGACCAUCUCGAUGGGGAGAGAUCAAAGAAGAAUGGAGAGUGUGCAAAAAUGGAACGAUGCAAUCACCCAUUGAUGUGUUGAACAAGAGGGUUCGAGUAGUGUCCCAUUUAGGGGCCCUCCAGAUGAAGUACCACCCCUCCAAUGCCACCCUUAAAAAUAGAGGCCAUGAUAUCAUGCUGGAAUGGGCUGCAGGCGCGGGCUAUCUUCAGAUUAACGAAACUCAGUAUGUCCUGAGGCAAUGCCACUGGCAUUCUUUCUCAGAACACACCAUCGAUGGCAAAAGGCUUGAUCUAGAGUUACAUAUGGUGCACGAAACGGAAGCAGGAGAAACGGCCGUAAUUGCAAUACUGUACAAGAUUGGUAAACCAGAUGCUUUCUUGUCUUCGUUAACGGAGGGUUUAAAGGCCGUAUCUGAUACGACUGAAACAGAAGAGCAAGUGGGAAUGGUUGAUCCUUGGCUGAUUAAAACAAGUAGCUUGAGGUAUUACAGAUACCUGGGUUCUCUCACCACACCUCCUUGUUCUGAAAACGUUGUUUGGACCAUCCUCGGAGAGGUGAAAACUGUUGCAAAAGAACAAGUCAACUUGCUUCGAAAUGCUGUUGACGACGGAUCAGAGAUUAAUGCCAGACCACUGCAACCAAUAAACAACCGUUUGGUGGAACUUUAUCAACCAAAGGCUUCUAAAAAGGAUUGAACUUCAUCAACGCAUUGUCCAAUUCAGAUAUAUGUAGCGUCUCUUAUACGUCAAUCCUUCCUAUACAUUGCUUCUUGGCUAUCAUUCUCACACAUAUCUCAUUAGUUGAUUCUGUAGUUACGCCUAGCUCUGUGUUGCUUCUUGGAUGAUCUUUCCA
Messenger RNA from Prosopis cineraria, 1014 nucleotides. RefSeq names its product alpha carbonic anhydrase 7-like. The transcript has 7 exons. The record is from RefSeq and is a predicted model, not a curated record. The coding region runs from base 30 to 857 and encodes 275 amino acids. Lineage: Eukaryota; Viridiplantae; Streptophyta; Magnoliopsida; Fabales; Fabaceae. Gene Ontology annotation, molecular function: zinc ion binding; carbonate dehydratase activity.